GCCCUGACCGACAUGGUGGUGUGGAUUACGGGAGCGUCAAGUGGCAUUGGCGAGGAGCUGGCUUUUCAGUUAUCUAAACUCGGGGUCUCUCUGGUGCUGUCAGCCCGAAGGGUGCAGGAGCUGGAGCGGGUGAAGAGAAGAUGUCUGGAGAAUGGCAACAUAAAAGAAAAAGACAUAUUGGUUUUGCCCCUUGAACUUGCUGACCCAAGUUCCCAUGAUAUGGCUACCAAAGCUGUUCUGCAGGAGUUUGGGAGAAUUGACAUUCUAGUCAACAAUGGUGGAAAAGCCCAUGUGUCCUUUGCUGUGGAUACCAACCUGGAUGUCUUCAAGAUGCUGAUAGAGGUGAACUACUUAGGAACAGUGUCAUUGAUCAAGUGUGUUCUACCUCAUAUGAUGGAGAGAAAGCAAGGGAAGAUUCUGAUCAUGAACAGUCUUUCGUUAAUUGUGUCCCACCCACCCUGCAGUGGGUACACUGCCAGCAAACACGCUCUUUGGGGGUUUGUUAAUGCCCUCCGAAAUGAACUUUUGGACUAUCCAGGUAUAACAUUGUCUACCAUUUGCCUAGGACCUGUGCAUUCUAAUAUUUCCCAGAAUUCUUUUACUAGAGAAGUCACUAAGACCAGAGGGCCUAAAUCCCGGGAGCUUCCCAAGAUGGCAACAAGCCGCUGUGUGCACCUCGUACUAGUCUCCAUGGCCAAUGAUCUGGAGGAAGUCUGGAUAGCUGAGCAGCCUGCCUUGUUUUGGACAUAUGUGUGUCAGUAUGUGCCAUUCAGGAACUGGAUAAUUCAAAGACGCUAUGGAAGAAAAGUAUUGAAACCUUUAGGAUUAACAUGGUGCUUAAACUGCUGUGGUAUUAUGGGGUCACCAAGAGAUAGUUACAAGGGCUCUGAUCUCAGGAACCAGAGUGUGCACAGUGAUAGGAGCCGGGAAGAUCUUAGGCACAGCUUUACCAGCUGGAGUGUAGAAUGUGGAAGGAAGUAG
Molecule: messenger RNA, 981 nt
Organism: Grammomys surdaster
Lineage: Eukaryota; Metazoa; Chordata; Mammalia; Rodentia; Muridae
Product: dehydrogenase/reductase SDR family member 7-like
Molecular function (GO): oxidoreductase activity
Source: RefSeq, a predicted model, not a curated record